AUGUGUUCUCCAGGUAUUGCUCCCCGAGUCGAAUUUCAGCUUCCGCGGCAUUUGGUGUUUGAUGGCGGAGGGAAAGGGACCAACCUCCCAAUUGGUAUCAAUUGGAAAGGGCAGACCAUUCCCUUGCUUCAAAAGAGCAUUCGAGCUCCAAAUACCACUUGCGAUGCCGCGGAGCUCAGUCAAAGCACUCUACAGCCGACGCUAACAUCCACAAACAGCAACUCUCCAGUGCAAUUCUCCUCGAACUUAGUCGAUGCUCUCCAAUCUAACUCAGAGACCGAUUCCACCCGCUCGAAAGCCCUGGAACUGGAAAUCCAAAACCGCGUCGCACAGGAGCUGCAGCGGCUUCGCGAGCGCGAGCAACAAACCCUCGCGCAGAUCGAGAAGCGCAUCGCCGAGUCCAAAGACACGACCUCCCUGCCCAUCACAGCAGCGACGGCGCCACUGGCCCCCUCGACCUCCGGCUACCCCGAGGGCUCUUUGAACCUGGACGCCCCACGUAUCCCCUUCGCAGGACGGCACCACGACCCGGCGCCCACAUACGCGGCGGCGGUGGAGACCGCUGCUCCGGCUGCGCCGGCUAAGCGUGAUAUCUCGCGGGACUCUGUGGCCGCGGAGAUCGAGCAGCUGCGGAGUAAGCUCGAUGGGCGGAGGAAGCUGACGGAACUGGACGAUGGCAUUGCCAAGGCUCGGUCGGAUGUCACUAGCUGCUUGCAGUUGAAUGACCGUCGGCCGUUGAACUGCUGGGAGGAGGUUGAUGCUUUCAAGCGCGAGGUUGCGCGUUUGGAGGCUGCGUUCGUGGAUCGCAUUGUGGGUUAG
Molecule: messenger RNA, 819 nt
Organism: Penicillium soppii
Lineage: Eukaryota; Fungi; Ascomycota; Eurotiomycetes; Eurotiales; Aspergillaceae
Product: Mic19 family protein
Exons: 2
Coding region: 1-819 (272 amino acids)
Source: RefSeq, a predicted model, not a curated record